This is a messenger RNA of Penaeus indicus, 671 nucleotides long. Its product is annotated as serine protease inhibitor Kazal-type 4-like. The record is from RefSeq and is a predicted model, not a curated record. Gene Ontology annotation, molecular function: protein binding. NCBI's taxonomy places the organism in Eukaryota, Metazoa, Arthropoda, Malacostraca, Decapoda, Penaeidae. The transcript is spliced from 3 exons. Bases 129 to 413 code for a protein of 94 amino acids.
CAUAUUCUGUCAACAUUAACAUCAGAUGCGCUUUUCUUCUGCAGAGAUUCCAUAGCCAUUGUAAAUCUGUACAUUUCGUUUCGUUUUCCAAGAAAUUUAAUUCCUCUCCUGAUUUUAUAUAAAGCAGGAUGAGUUCAGUGUCGCCGUUCUGCUCACUGCUUGUGUUAGUAUUGUCGGCAUAUUUGGGUCUCGGGAAAAAUAUUGAGAACUACGAGAUGGAGACUUUCCCUGACUUUGACUACCUCGUGGAGAAAGACAUCGAGGAGGAUAUCUGCUCCAACAUCUACGCCCCUGUGUGUGGCAGCGACGGCAUCACCUACGACAACAUCUGCGUCCUGACAAGAAUGAAGACGUCGGACCAGGAUGAGCCCGUCUUAUUUGUGCACAGAGGGCGCUGCGAGGAUCUGCCCUGACCCUUUUGCGGACGACUCGUUAAAGGAAUAUGUUUGCGAUGAAAAUGAAACGAAAUUAUGUUAUACAAUGGUUUCUACUGGGUGAAGAACCUAGAGGGGAUAUUACUUCUAUAUGAAAAUAAGGCUCGGUGUUCAUCAGUCCUUGGAGCAAGACAUCCAAUACAUGUUGUAGAUUUUGUUGAACAAGAUAAUCACUGUGAGUGCGUGUAUGUAAACAGGAAUAUUAGCACAACAACGUAAAUAUGGUUAUGAAAUGAA